CUCCUCGCCCUGCAACACACGCGCGGAGGCGCUCCUAAUCUAUCUACACUGAUCAGAUGCAGCUCCCAAAUUCUUCAAGGUUCUGUUUGGCGCUAUCCUGUAAUGCUGGUGAAAUCUGUGAAUUUAGGCAUGUUGUGUCUAAGUGAAUUGUGUCCACUCUUCUAAGAAGAGUUCAAUUUGGACUUCUUUUUAAGGCCUGGUUUCUUCAUAUUAUAUCUAACCAACCAGAGAAACUUUUUCGGAUGCUUCCUAAAUCCAUUCCUAAUGUAACAGAUACAGAACUCUAAGGUGCUGUUGGUAUCAGUUUCCCACACAGCCUCUAACAACAGAACUGAUCACAAUGAUUCUAAAUAUCUCUGCAGAAGAGACCGAUAAAAAGAACCCCAUUGACUGCCCUUCUAUGGGAAGACACAGCUACAUUUUUGUUAUGGUUCCAACCGUUUACAGCAUCAUCUUCAUCAUUGGUAUAUUUGGAAACAGCCUGGUUGUGAUUAUCAUCUACUUCUACAUGAAGCUGAAAACUGUGGCCAGUGUAUUUCUGCUUAAUUUAGCCCUGGCAGAUCUGUGUUUCCUAGUAACUUUACCAUUAUGGGCAGCUACAACAGCCAUGAAGUACCAUUGGCCUUUUGGCAACUGCUUGUGUAAGAUCGCUUCAGUUGCAGCAACCUUCAAUAUGUAUGCCAGCGUCUUUCUCUUGACGUGCCUCAGCGUAGAUCGUUACUUAACAAUAGUGCACCCCAUGAAGGCCCGCCUUCGACGCACAAUGCUCGUUGCCCGGGUAACUUGCAUCAUUAUCUGGCUGUUGGCAGUCGUUGCCAGCUUACCUGUUGGGAUUCACCGCCGCGCAUAUGACCUUGAAAACGAAAACAUCACAGUAUGUGCUUUUUGGUAUGGCACACGCAGGAAUUCAACCAACCACAUAACCAUCAACAUUGGAUUAGGCCUAUCCAAAAAUAUUCUGGGCUUCUUCAUUCCUUUUCUGGUCAUUUUAAUAAGCUACAUAUUAAUCUGGAAAACUCUGAAAAAGGCUUACCAAUUUCAGAAGAAUAACGGCAGAGGUGAUGACAUCUUUAAGUUGAUCGUUGCAAUAGUUCUGUUUUUCUUUUUUUCUUGGAUUCCUCAUCAAAUAUUUACUUUUAUAGAUGUGCUGAUUCAGCUUGAUUUGAUUAAGAGCUGUGAUAUUGAAGAUAUUGUGGAUACAGCUAUGCCCUUCACAAUCUGCUUAGCUUAUUUUAACAACUGCCUAAAUCCUGUCUUUUAUGGCUUUUGGGGAAAGAACUUUAGAAAAUACUUCCUUCGGCUACUCAAAUACAUCCCUCCAAAUGUCAGGCAUUCCAGUUUGUCAACAAAGAUGACUUCGCUUUCAUAUCGACCCUCAGAAGACUUAAUCCGCACUUCCAGAAAAAAAGGAUCUCUGGUUGCUGAGUGAUAGUAUAGCAGCACAUUUUUUACUGUUAGUUGCUCAAAGCAACAAUGCUCCUCUUCUGCAGUGUUGGACCAUCUGAAAUACUUCAUCCUUGUGAAAACGGGGGCUUACCUUCAUUUCAUGUUAUGAAGAGGAACAUCUUAAACAAAGAAUGCAGGCAUCAUGCCUUCCAGGGUCAGAGCUUGGUGGGAAAUAAUGUGUGGUAGAACAUCUAAUCCAACGACAUGUAGAAGAAUCUCUGAAAUUAUCUUGCAUUGCCUUAUGCAUAGGUGGUAUAUAGAUGACUUAUUUCAGAGUCCAGAAAGGAAAGGUUUAUUUCAAGAAAGUGAAAGAAGUCCCUGUGUAACUAUAAUCAAAUCCUCCCUGUACUACAUUUUAUUACAUACACCCAUCUUCUUCAGAGCCUGAAAAGUGCCAGAAUUGAACUCAUGUAUAUCAAUAAUACCAUAAAAUUUUGAAAUAAGAGUAAAAGUGUAAUGCAAUGUAGAAUGAAUCCACAUUUAGAUAAAAUAUAUUUCCAUGUUCAAGUAACACUUGCUACAUAUACAACUAAAUGUACCACAUUCCAAAUAUAGCACUGUUUCUAAAUGUAAUUGAACAAAAAUUUCAUUCUGAAGUUAUCUCCCUCUCUAUGAACUCUUGGCAAAAUAUAUCUAUGGAAAGCGUCUGUUUACUUUCACACAAUUUUAACUGCCUUUCAGAAGUACUUCACUACUAUUGUUUAUUUCAAAAUGGGUGUUGAUACAGAAACGUUUUGAUAAUACAGCCUUUCCUAAACUGGUAUCUUAUAGAUGACCCAGGUUACAACUAUAAUGACUACUGUACUGUCAGCUCAGUGCAAUGUAUCUGGAAGACACUUUAUAGGUCAUAACCUGCACCUUGACCUAUACUGAAUUCAGAAGCAAACUGGCAACCAAUACAACUUGCAGAGCAGAAAUUCAACAUGCACCAGUCUUGGGAUUCAUAGAACUACCAGGACCAUCACAUUUUGCACCAGAUUCAGUUCUAGAUUCUUAGAUUCAAAGGAGAGGGAAGUCACAGGACAACUUGAUACACAGAAAAUUUAUCACAGAUACUCAAAUUUGAAUGUGGUAAAUGUGCAUUUGGAAAUCCUGGGAGAUUGAACUCUAUAUAUCUUAAAGUUGCCAAGUUUGACAACUACUACAGUAGAGCCAACCAAAUAUGGUGUGAUGCCAAAAAGGCACUCAUCCACCAUCCCUAUCAGCAUAGACAUUUGUGUGUGCACAAAUAAAUAGAUAUGCUAUAUUAAUAUUCUAUAAUAUAUGAACAAGACGGUGCCAUUAAAGUAUACAAAAAUAAAUAAAUAAACCAAAAGAAUACUCAGAACUUGGGUGUCAAACUUGAUUGCAUUACAGGCUGGAUCGUGACUUUUUGCCUUUGCGGAGCUGGGAUGGGCGUGGCCUAUGCAUGAUGUAUCCGGCCUGUGGGCCACCAGUUUGACAGUUCUGGUUUAGGGUUAUGUCAGCAAUAAAAAAGAAAGAGGUAUUGUAUAGUAUAGAACCUCUGUUAGGAUCAGUAGGUAUUAAAACCAGAUGGAUUUAUUUUCUAAUUGCAAACUAAGCACAUGUGCUGUCUAUAUUCUUUUAGCAUCUAUUAUCAAUCCCAGAGCUCCUAAUCUCUAUAUCUCUGUGUAUAUAUUUUGGAUAACUUUAAAUCUAAAAUUUAUUUUGUGCAAAGAAAAAUAAUGCAGCUAUAAUUUUACAUUAAUUACAAAUACUCUUAAUCAUAGUGAGGAUUUAUAUCCAGUAUUUUAAUUCAAUAUCAGAUAAUGGUCAAAUAACUCAAGCAAAGAAGACAAGAGAUUAAUAGUCAAAGCCACUGCUGGAUUUAUCUCUGUCUUUUUAACAGAACAUAGGAUCGAUGCUUCUAAGGCUAUGUAAAACUUGCUAUCUUAGUCUCCAGGUGGUCUGUCCUGCAUUGCCAAACAGUCAAAGGAUAUGGAUUAAACAGUCAAAGGAUAUGUUUAACAUUGAUUUAAUAGUAUAUUACAAUUUUCAAUACAAUAGUAUAUUACAACUUUCCUUUAUGAUAAAUAUAUAUUCUGAUAACAUCUGCUUUGAGGAUAGUAGAACAGGGGCGUCACACCAGCAUCAUGUGAUGUAUUGGGACUUUUUUCCCCUUCGCUAUAUCGUAGCCAGCACAUGGCCAGCAUGUGACGCAUCCAGCCCGUGGGCUGGGAGUUUGACAGCCCUGUAGUAGAAGGAUCCUUUAUUAACAUUUCUGUGGGUGCAAGACCUUGCAGAGCCUUGGUAGUACAGGGGUUUAAGGCACCCUGUUAUUAAGCUGGUUAUUAAGACCAGCUGCCUGCAAUUACUGCAGGGUUCGAAUCUCGCCAAGGCUCAAGGUUGAUUCAGCCUUCCAUCCUUUCUAAGGUAGGUAAAUUGAGGACCCAGUUGUGGGGGCAAUAAGCUGACUUUGUAUAAAUAUACAAAAGGAUGAAGGCUAUUGCUGAGCACAUUGUAAGCCACCCUGAGUCUUCGGAGAAGGGCGGCAUAUAAAUCAAAUUUUUUUAAAAAAAGACCUUUAAUUAAAACAUUACCUUAAGACCUUUAAUUAAAGCAUUGUGUUCCUUCACCUGUUACGUUACUAACUCUUCACUAUUGGUGAUGUUGAUUGGAGCUAUUAAGAGUAUAGUUUAGCAAUAUAUUUAAUAAAAAGAUUCAUUACACUGUGAUAAGUCAUUAAGGUAUGAGUAGAAAAGAAGAAUUGUGUUGUCAAAGGCACUCUCUUGCAUAACGACUCUCCAAACAUGAAGGACUCAAGUUACAUAGAGAACAAGGUAGAAGAGUAUGCCCAGAUGUUCUGCUGGAAAGUCUGAAGGGAAAUAGGAUGCAUGCAUGCAUCAAUGAAAAUAGAACUAUUUUCAUAAGAUGAGACAAAAUUUUAUAGUCUUCAAUCACAUGGCAAGAGGUACCCAACUUCAAAUAUAAGUGCAGUUGUCCUUUAUAAUUCCAACUGAAUAUCUGCAUUUGUUUCUUAAAGAACCAGUAUAAAAUUAUGCAUUUACUUUUAUUGUCAUCUUCAUUUCAGACUAUCAUCUUGAAAACAGAUCACAUUGCUCUCUGAUUAAACAGAAAACGUAUACAUCAACUAACACAGGAAUACUUUUUAUUUUCAAUUAUUACCAUAUCUAUUAAAACACUUUUUUUCUGCUGGCAGAAUCAUUUUUAAAUGUUGGCUUGCUGAUUUUGUAAACGAAAUCAUAUUUAUUUCUAUUUAUUAAUAACAGUACUUUAUUCUACUCAUUUCUUCCCAUCAUGGAUGUAAAGCGCUUUCUUGGAAAUUUAGUAUAAAAUAUAAACAUCCACAGAAUGGAUUAACUUGCAGAAAGGUUGGUGGUACAGAAAACAUGCAAAAAGAAAUGUAUUUUUUUAUGAUAUUUUAUUAGUGAUUCCACAAUAGUAUAUAUUUGGAAACACUGAUAUUAGAAGUCUGUUGAAAGUAUUUACGAAUUAUAAAUGGAUUUAAAUUUUUUUUAAUAGUUUCACCCUUGCACAUACAAAAAUCUUCAUUGUAUCUGAAAUUUAGUUUCAUGUUUGAUAUAUCUAACAUAAAAUGCAAACAAAUUGUUAAUGUUCAUAGUUUCCUUUGUUGGCUCAGUAUGUUGCUAAUGUUCACAUGCAUAGCUUAAACAACCAUGUGUAUAAUAUAGAUUCUGUAUCUUACAAAAGCUGUGAAAAAUAAAAUUCAUAUAUAUUAGUAUUUCAAAAUAUCA
Messenger RNA from Pantherophis guttatus, 5162 nucleotides. It is a transcript of the gene AGTR1, whose product is annotated as angiotensin II receptor type 1. Gene Ontology annotation, biological process: neutrophil chemotaxis; regulation of vasoconstriction; positive regulation of cytosolic calcium ion concentration. The record is from RefSeq and is a predicted model, not a curated record. Gene Ontology annotation, molecular function: angiotensin type II receptor activity; C-C chemokine binding; C-C chemokine receptor activity. Gene Ontology annotation, cellular component: membrane; external side of plasma membrane. Lineage: Eukaryota; Metazoa; Chordata; Lepidosauria; Squamata; Colubridae.